Ilyonectria robusta is the source of this 1605-nucleotide messenger RNA. RefSeq lists its product as uncharacterized. Lineage: Eukaryota; Fungi; Ascomycota; Sordariomycetes; Hypocreales; Nectriaceae. The record is from RefSeq and is a predicted model, not a curated record. The transcript has 5 exons. Bases 1 to 1605 code for a protein of 534 amino acids.
AUGGGCUCCAAUUGCAGCCGCUGCUCUCGCUCGGCGCAGCACGAGGUUCCUGAGCCAUAUGGCGAUGUCGCAGGUCCUGGUAUUUGUCCCAUGAUUUCUACCUAUUUGCGACACCCGGAUCUGACUGGCCAGAAGGUUCUUGCCGGGUUUUUGGGAACAGCAUGGCUCGUUGUCGUCCUCGUUGCCUUGCACUACCUAGUUGCCUUUGAUCCAGAAGAGGAUCCAUUUCUGCCACGGCACAAGGAUUUCAACUGGAAAGCAAACCCGAUUGACGUGCUUGCCAAGGCGUCCAUCAGUAAAAUGCACAAGAUUUUCUCCCGUCUCAAGGUCGUUAGAUUCAUCACGGGCCCCGUCCGCUCCCAGGACGUCGGGAUUGUCGAAACACCAAAUCAACCCCCGCGAUGGAUCCAUGCAUUUGAGAAGUCAAUACUGAGCAUGUGUGACAUUCAGAUCCUUACUGGCCUUGGUAUACUUAUCAGUGGCUAUGCCGACCUUUGUAAUGGCAUCUCUUCAUACCAUUUCCAAUUAAUUGGGCAGCUUGCAUGGUUUUCUAAUGUAACCCAUAUUGCGAGUCUUACAGUACUGCGCAGGUACCUCCACCGUCGUCGAGUCGAGAAGUGGACCAGACUUGUCCUCAUGUUCAUCUUAUCAACCAUGCUCAUCGCAGCUAUGGGCCCAACCCUGUUCUUCAAUUGGGUAAACGAUGAAGAGGGAUCCGCAAGCCUCCCGGGCUCAUUUGCGAGAUGCUUUUAUAACACAAGCCGAUCGAUCAAGUGGCUCGAGGCUGAUAAUUCAAAGUUUGGACUGCCAGGUACCACCGCAUUUCAAUCGGGCAUAAUGUCUAUGCUGCUUUUGAUUUUGAGCUUGGGAAGUCGAACGAUUAAGCUGCAGUAUUCACUCUCUCAUCGGGUCAAAAGUUGGCGAACGGCGUUGAGCAAUGGAUGGCGCCGGCUUCUUGAGAUCGCAUUGGGCAGAUUCAAGGGCAAUGCGCCGAAUGCGCCUGCAAACCUGAUGUUAAAAUUCAUGGUUUACUUCAACAUUGCCAUUCUAGUAACGAUCAGGGUUUACUGGUUACUUGUUUCAGUCAUUUGGGGCACGUUGAAGCUGUCCAUGACGAAAUCUUCAGUCCAUAUAAACGAAGAUAGCUGGACCUUCGGACAGAUUUUGCCUGCCUUUCUUCUCAUUGGGCCAGUUAUUGCAACCGUUAUGGUUUUCCACGAUCCCAAACUCGCCUCUGGUUCCGAUUCCGAAAUCGCCCCUACUGAUUCCAAUUCUUCCCGAGACUCCUGUUCCAACCUCACCUCGAGCCACGACCCCAAUUUUAGUUUCCGUCCGGACUCGGAUCUCGAGGCACAGACAAACGCAACCCAAUCGAGUACUGCCGAAUUAAGCCGGCCCCGAGACUACAACGAAAACAGAGAAUCCAUGGCGUCCGGCCAAGAUCAAUACCAAAUCAAUGAAUCUUCCGCGAGAGGAGAGGUCUAUCUGAACAUUGGAUCGAUUAUCAGCCGAGAUUAUUAUACUGAUGCUGAUUGCCAUUGGAUCUCGCCAGCAAUUACUCUUGCCUGUCUCCAAAUCAUCAUAUGCAGUACUGGUACUGGCUAA